AUGUCUAUAGAGAGAAGAGAGGCAUUUAUUAAGAGGGAUACGAACGAAACGAAGAUACAGAUUGCAAUAAGUCUAGAUGGAGGUUCGGUGAAAAUUCCAAAGUCAAUAUUACUGGAAAAAGUUGCUCAAGGUGAGGAGCACGCUUCACAAACAAGUGGAGGUCAAGUUAUAAAUGUUCAAACGGGUGUAGGGUUUCUUGACCAUAUGUUGCAUGCGUUGGCCAAACAUUCGGGCUGGUCUUUGCUAGUUGAAUGUAUAGGUGACUUACACAUUGAUGACCAUCACACAAGUGAAGAUGUUGGUAUAGCUUUGGGUUUAGCUUUCAAGAAUGCCUUGGGACCGAUAAGGGGGGUAAAGAGAUUUGGGCAUGGAUAUGCACCCUUGGACGAAGCUUUGAGCAGAGCUGUUGUUGAUUUGUCCAAUAGGCCAUACGCUGUAGUCGAUUUAGGAUUAAAAAGAGAAAAAAUUGGUGACUUGUCUACAGAAAUGAUUCCUCAUGUUCUAGAAAGUUUUGCUCAGCUGGCAGCAAUCACGAUACACGUUGAUUGUUUGAGAGGGCUUAAUGAUCACCAUAGAGCUGAAAGCGCGUUCAAGGCAUUGGCCAUCGCCAUAAAGGAGGCAAUAUCAAAAACAGGAAAGGACGAUGUGCCAAGUACCAAAGGUGUCUUAUCAUGA
Molecule: messenger RNA, 675 nt
Organism: Lodderomyces oxycetoniae
Lineage: Eukaryota; Fungi; Ascomycota; Pichiomycetes; Serinales; Debaryomycetaceae
Gene: HIS3
Product: imidazoleglycerol-phosphate dehydratase
Exons: 1
Coding region: 1-675 (224 amino acids)
Biological process (GO): L-histidine biosynthetic process
Molecular function (GO): imidazoleglycerol-phosphate dehydratase activity
Source: RefSeq, a predicted model, not a curated record